GGACUGAGAAGGAUAAUAGAAAUGCUGAAGGCGUGUUGUUGUAGUCAGCCUGCACGGCCCUGUGGUAGGAGGACGGUCGCCAUCUCUGGAUAAACACUGUAACCGUAUCACGCAGUUGAUAUUGUUGUGUGUGGAUAGAAGCUGGAGCGUACAGUGGCGGCAGCAGAAGGCGGGGGCUAUGCUGCCUGCAACAGCCACAGCGGGCACGAACGGCUUCGAUGCAGGACUGACGCUUUGUUUGUCUCCUGCACAGCGGACUGUCACCUCAGAUUUUGGACCCACCGCGGCCGCUUCUUCUCACUGAUAUUUCGCUUUGCUCGUAAGCACCGGGGGAUGGGAACUGCAUGCUUCGAAUAAAAUGGGAUUUUUAACGUUGCAAACAGCGGACGCUCUGUAGCCUGCGCACAGCCAGGGGACUGUGGUGCGCUUGGUAAUGUUUGCCGAGGAAUAAAACGGUGUAGCCGAAGGUGCGUAACAUCUCGUUUCCAUGGACAACACGUCCAUAAUAACACAGGUUGCAAAUCCGAAAGAGGAGGAGAGCAUUUCUUCAAGUCAAGAUAAAGUCUCCCAGUCCAACAGCAGCCUAAAGAAGCACCGGAGCAGGAGCAUUUUCAGCCCCUUCUUUUGCUGCUUCCGCAACUACAAUGACUACCACGUGGAGCCACCACCUGCCAACAACAAGACACUUUCUCUGCCCCCACCCCCAGAAGAGAACGGCAGUCCUCCCAAGUGUGACCAGGUCCAGGUCAUCCCCAUACCCAGUCCUCCAGCCAAGUUUCUCCUACCAGAGGUCAGUAUAGCAGACUAUGGCAAGAACUGUGUGGUGAUCGACCUGGACGAAACCCUUGUACACAGCUCCUUCAAGCCCAUUAGCAAUGCGGACUUCAUCGUUCCAGUGGAGAUUGAUGGCACUGUUCAUCAGGUGUAUGUGCUAAAGCGGCCUCACGUGGACGAGUUCCUCCAGAAGAUGGGGGAAAUGUUUGAAUGCGUCCUCUUUACAGCAAGCUUAGCCAAGUAUGCUGACCCCGUGGCGGACCUGCUGGACCAAUGGGGGGUGUUUCGCGCCCGUCUCUUCAGGGAAUCCUGUGUUUUCCACAGAGGAAACUACGUCAAAGACCUCAGCCGGCUGGGCCGAGAGCUCAGUAAAGUCAUCAUCAUAGACAACUCACCUGCCUCUUACAUCUUCCACCCUGAGAAUGCAGUCCCAGUGCAGUCUUGGUUUGAUGACAUGACAGACACAGAGCUUCUGGACCUCGUUCCCUUGUUUGAGGGUCUCAGUAAAGAGGAGGACGUUUACAGUCUGUUACAGAGCCUGAGGAACAGGUAGCAGACGGCCACUCCAGCUGAUCCUUCCUGCCUAAGCCCUGCUGAACAGAAGCCUCCCUCUCUCUGCCACGGCCCCGCAGCCCGACUCCAGUCCUCUGAAGCGCUCUGGGAAGUUCCCAGUUGGAGGAUUUCAGGCAAAUGAUCUAGUCGUAAUAAAACAACAGUAUGGAUUCUUGGACUCUUGUACAGGACUCUUACUGGGAAAAAAAAAAGAUUCUAUUACUGUUUGUAAAUAUUAAAUGUUUUUAAGAGCAAGACAAACAUAAAGUAAAUUUUCUAUCAGAGAGAGGAGGUUUUAUUAUUCCGAGUAUUUUAGUUACCAAAAAACAAUCAAAUACACAGAACAAAGUUUUUUGAUUUUAUUAUUAUUAUAAUUUUUUUUUUUUUUUUUGGGUGGGGGGUGAUUUGUUUAGUUUUUCUAAGAAUGGGUGACCUUUUGAGUUCUUGUGUCGAGCAGCACUAUGCAGGCUGCCGUUCCUCGUUUGACUUUUUUGUUCGAACAACUGUGAUUUAUCUUCUCUUACAGAAUGAAGUGCCUUCAUUACUGUGCUGAUUUUCUUGUGUCGGGUUAUGGGGGGUGCGCAUUUCUAUGCUGCAUAUUUAGUCCAAUCUCCGAAAGCGUGUUCACCGAAUCUUUAAACUGAAAUUGAAAAUGAAUUUUUGAUAACUGUCAUUUAAUCUGAGAGAACUGAAAUGAACUUAGAAAUAAUUUAAAAAAGAAAGUAGCUUGUUAGACCUGGAUGACUUUUGAGUUUCAGUUAUGUAGCAUUGAAUUGUUAAAUUUACCAAAGAUUUUUACAAUUCAAUGUGAUUUGUGACUAAAUGACAUCAUUUGAUCCUUGGCAGUGACUGUAAAUUGAUGACACAGAAAACCUGCUUGAUAACUGAAAAAUAAAAGUAAUAUCUGUGAUGACAUCACUGUCCAACAAUAAAUGUUUGAAGAAAAAAUAGAAAGAUUAGCUUAGAUAUAUAAAAUUCUAUUUAUUGGGGAAAAGGUUCGUGCGUGCAUUGUAAAGGAUGCUGUUGAAAUCGUACUGUACAACGUUAUUAAAGCUGCAAGU
Messenger RNA from Archocentrus centrarchus (flier cichlid), 2387 nucleotides. RefSeq names its product CTD (carboxy-terminal domain, RNA polymerase II, polypeptide A) small phosphatase-like a (gene ctdspla). The record is from RefSeq and is a predicted model, not a curated record. Lineage: Eukaryota; Metazoa; Chordata; Actinopteri; Cichliformes; Cichlidae. The coding region runs from base 488 to 1327 and encodes 279 amino acids. The transcript is spliced from 8 exons. Gene Ontology annotation, molecular function: RNA polymerase II CTD heptapeptide repeat phosphatase activity.